AUGAACGAAAAUGAAAAUAUCCUUAUGUCUGAUAAUAGUUUCAAUUAAUAAAAGUUUUGUAUUACACCAUCAAAACCAGAAAAAAGAAUUAGAGAGAACUAUUUAUUACAAACUCCUAUAACUCCUAAUGUAUAAAGAACUUUAUUCACUAAUCAUAAAAAUCUAUCUGCUUCUAAGUUUAUAAUUGAUGAAUAAUUGGUUGAUUAAUAAAUUUCAUAAAUUGAAGUUGAUUAAGCGGUAGAAUUGAUCUAAGAAAUUUGCUUAAGAUUUAAUCUCACAUUUUCAAAAUUUUCUAUUGUUUCUUAAGAUGUUAUUAGACUCAUUUAUUUAUUUAAAGAAAUCAAAAUGAUUUGUACAUAUCCAAUAGAAAAACUUUAUGAUUUUUUAAAUGUAGUUUAAAUGAGAUACCCAAACUCAAUAAGUUUAGUUAUUUCAUCAUAGAAAUUACCAAGUAUUUUAUAAAUUAAUGAUAUAUUCGAACUGAGAUAGAUUAAAUAAGGUUUAGUAAAUAUUACGUAUUUAUAAUUGUAUCGUCGUGAUUCAGAUACAAUUAUGUAAAUUUUAAGAACUCUUAAUGUGAAAUAGGCAUUCUAUUUUGAUGAUGUCGAAUAAUGCCGAUAUUUGCUUUCUGAAAAUAUCAAAUAACAUAUAGUUUGUAACAGAGGAGUUUUACCUGCUACAAAUAUUCAAGAAUUAAGAAAUUAUCUUUCUAUUUAGACAUCCUAUAUCGGACCAACUUUAGAUAUCGGUCAUAUUUAAAGCGAAUACAAACCAAAUUAUCAAUUAAAUAAAGUUAUAUUUAUGGAUUCAGAAAGUUAUUCAAGAAUGCUCACUAGAUUAGAGGAAUAAAAUUUAUAAACUGUAGCAUUAAAAUUUUAAAACAAUAAAAAUAUAACAACUUUUGAAGACUUUUGCAUAAAUAAUUAGAUAACCUGUAAAUAUUAAGCUAUUUCAUCUUCUGCAGAUUUGAAAACAUAAUAUGAAGUACUAGUUCACAUAGAUUAAGUUAAUAGUUUGUAAGCUUAUUUAAAUGAUUGUGCUUUUUUGAAUAAGGACUGUAUUAGUAUAGUUUAUUUGUCAAAAGAAUAAUAUUUAAUAAAAAGAAAAUCCUUAUUUUUUUAGUAAACUAGUUUAGAAUUAUUGGAAGCUAUUUACAAUUAAUUAUGUUUAAAUUAAAAUAAGGUAAAUUUGAAUUAAAUAAAAUAAUGGUUUAUGAUUGAUAAUCCAAUGAAAUUAAUGAAUAUGUUGGAAAAACAUUAAUUGAUCUAAAUUGAUACAAUUAUACCAAUGAAAUGUUCAGUAUCUAUUGAUACAAUGGCAGAUACAAAUUCAGAAUAGAUUAAUUAAUUAAUAAAAUAUGUUAAAUUGCAUAGCAGAAGAAUUAUAUCGUUGAGAAAAGAUGUUAGUACAGUUAAACAUUUUGAAAUAGAUUUGGAAGAUGUAGCAAAAUUCAUGAAUAAAUCAAUAAUAGAAUUAUGUAUUUAGAUUGAGUCAAAAAAUAAAGUAUUUUUAGAACCUGAAUUUUACGAAUUUCUGAUAAAUUAUCAAAUAAGUGAUAAUCAAUCGCAUUUUGCAAAUAAUAAUAAAAUAAAGAAUUAACUAUUUUAAUGUGCAUAGGAUAUUACAAAAAUAAAAUAAUAAUAAAUUUAAGAAUUAGAUAUUUGGUUUUGUCUUGGUUAAAUGUUAAAAAUAUCAUCAUUAUCUAAAUGUAUAAAUUAUUAUUCAAAUCAAUAAAAGUUUGCUGAGAUUGUUGAUAAAUAUUUUACAACAGAAAAUAAAUUAACGAUAGGUGAAUUAUUUUAACAUAAUCAUCUCAAAUAUAUGCCAAUCAAAACAAUUGAAGGAUUGAGAGAGAAAACAAAAAUUAUUACAGAUAUUAGAAAGAUUUAUCAAAGUAUUGUAAAAGAUAAAGAUAGAGAUAUGUUAAAUAGAAUACCUAUUAAUAGAAGAGUUCACUUCGAAUUAACAAAAUAAUAUAUCUCAUAUGAUUUAGAUUAACUUUCAGAUUUAGUCAACUAUUAUAUUGAUUAAUAGAUUAAGUAAACAUAAAAAUAUAGAAUAAAAGGAUGGUUAAUAGAUUUACCAAUAAAAAAGGUCAAGUUUUCAUGA
Paramecium sonneborni is the source of this 2109-nucleotide messenger RNA. The record is from the annotation of a GenBank genome assembly. Lineage: Eukaryota; Ciliophora; Oligohymenophorea; Peniculida; Parameciidae.